UCAUAAGAGAUCGGGAAGAAAAGUAAUUGUACCUUAAACACUUUGCGUGGAUGGUCCGUUAAUCUAGCGCAGAGCAUGACCUAAUGCAGCCUAAUUUAGAUUGAUCUAUUUGUAUAAAAAAUCUCCUAAUCCACCUAAUAUCCAGUAUUAAAUUCUACUCUCCGUUCUACUUGACAAAGGGAAGGAACCGUAGGCGAUGGGUUAGCUUUUAUGUGGGUGAAAGAGAAAGAAAUUAGGAAGAAGAGAGACAGACUAGUCAAGGCAGAAAAGCCAAAGCUUAUCCUUCCGCCAUGGCUGCAGCAGCAGCAGUUGCAGACAACUGCAAUACAUUACAUAUGGCUUGUUCCUCGGAACCUGUGACUGCAACAGAAGGUGAAGGUGGGAAGCCUGUUAAUGGCGAACACCAGAAUGGGAAGGAGAACCAGGAGAAACUUGUCGGCAAAGAAGACGGAGCAGAACAAGGGAAGGAGGACGAGGCUAACGUUGGAGCUGACGGUGAAAGUUACGGCGCAGGCGGUGGAGAUGAGGAAGGUGAGGAAGAGGAGGAUGAUGAUGAUGACGGUGCCGUGCCUGACGGAGAUGAAGAAGAUGACGACGAUGACGACGGCGAGGAGGAUGAUGAAGAUGAAGAGGAUGAUGAAGAUGAGGAGGAGGAUGAAGAUGAUGAGGCUCCUCCUCAACCUGCAGCAAAGAAGUUGAAGAAAUGAGAAAAUUUGGUUCAUAACUGAGGUUUGGUUUGAAUUUUGUUAGGUUUAGAGUAGGCUAGAGAUCUUCACUUUAGGCACCUAAUAAUGGUGGAGGUGGCAUUUCAGAGCUUUAAUGUCUCUGCUCUCUGUUCGUUAAUGUUGUUAUUUUUUGGCUCCUGGGAGUCAGAGAUGAGAAAAUUGUAAAAGACCACAUUUUAACUGACCGUAAUUUAAACCCAUCUCUUUUUUUUA
Messenger RNA from Cryptomeria japonica (Japanese cedar), 938 nucleotides. Its product is annotated as phosphopantothenoylcysteine decarboxylase subunit VHS3. Lineage: Eukaryota; Viridiplantae; Streptophyta; Pinopsida; Cupressales; Cupressaceae. The transcript is spliced from 2 exons. The record is from RefSeq and is a predicted model, not a curated record. Bases 291 to 707 code for a protein of 138 amino acids.